This is a messenger RNA of Penicillium griseofulvum, 537 nucleotides long. RefSeq names its product DUF5572 domain-containing protein. The transcript has 2 exons. The coding region runs from base 1 to 537 and encodes 178 amino acids. NCBI's taxonomy places the organism in Eukaryota, Fungi, Ascomycota, Eurotiomycetes, Eurotiales, Aspergillaceae. The record is from RefSeq and is a predicted model, not a curated record.
AUGGCGCAGCCUUCAGAAACUGGAGUCUUUGAAAGACUACAAUCUUAUUCCUUCACAUCCGACCCCGAAUUUGCAAAUGGCCUCUCAAUCAUACUUGGUCACCCUGACACCCCCGCCACCGAGGUGGAGAUGAACCGGGAUGACGACCUUGUCCUGCAAGCAAAGUGUUUUUUUUUCUCGCGAAAAGAAAAUAUUACCCCGACUAUUGACUUCGCUGCCUUUAAAUCAUGGUUGGUAUCGCGGACAACGGAACCCCAAGGGCUAGGCAAUAAUAAAGACCUGCAAACCUCCGAGGCAUCGGACCCAAGCACAUCUGGCGCCGAGGGUUCAACAAAUCCUGAACCUGCGUAUCCGUCAUCGUUUGCGCACAUUGUGGAACUCAUUACUACGGGGCAACCAAUACCUGGAAUCCAGGAUAUCCCGGACACAGUGCUCAGUGGUCAUGAUAUUUCCAGCGAGAAACCACGGCGACGGAAACCAUGGGAGAAAGAUGAAGCAGUGACUACUUCCGAUGAGACUGCAAGCACUGCUCCCUGA